AUGAACGUAAAACUUGCCCCAGAUACUUUGCUUCACAGCUACAAGAGUUUCAAUGGAUUUGUAGCGAGGCUGACCAAGGAAGAAUCAGAAAGAAUGAAAGGAAUGGAUGAGGUGGUUUCUGUCAUUCCAAAUAGAAUCCACAGUAUCCAAACAACAAGGUCCUGGAACUUCAUUGGCUUCCCUGAAAAUGUCCAAAGGUCAAAGGUAGAAAGUGACACAAUCGUUGGAAUACUCGAUACUGGAAUUUGGCCAAAUUCCUCAAGCUUCAGCGACAGAGGCCUUGGUCCACCACCACAGAGAUGGAAAGGAUCAUGCCAAAACUUCACUUGUAAUAACAAAAUAAUUGGAGCAAAAUAUUUUCGGGUUGAUGCUGAUAUUGCCGACAUCAUAUCUCCCGUUGAUACGUUGGGUCACGGGUCUCACACUGCAUCGACUGCUGCUGGAAACUCUGUUAGCAAUGCAAAUCUGUUCGGGCUUGGCACAGGAACACUGAGAGGAGAAGUUCCAUCAGCACGCAUUGCUGUGUAUAAAGUCUGUUGGAAGACUGGUUGUAGUAAUGCUGACAUUUUAGCAGGAUUUGAUGCAGCCAUUCAGGAUGGUGUUGACAUUAUAUCUGUUUCAUUGGGACCUAGAAUGGUCACAUUCACCGAUUAUUUUGAUGAUGAAUUUGCAAUAGGAGCCUUCCAUGCAAUGAAGAGAGGCAUAUUAACUUCUAAAGCUGCAGGCAAUGCUGGUCCACACCGUGGCACAAUGACAAAUCCUGCACCCUGGAUCAUUACCGUGGCUGCUUCCACUACAGACAGAAAGUUUUCGACCAAACUCCAACUGGGCAAUGGCCGAAUCUUCCAUGGAAUCUCAUUGAAUACGUUUAGUCCAACACAGAAAAGUUACCCUUUAAUUUAUGCUGGAGAUGCUGGUAGAAGGAAUAAUUCCAUGUCCAGGUUUUGCCGUGAAAAUGAUUUGGAUGGAGCUUUGGUGAAAGGGAAAAUUGUUUUGUGUGAUGGCUAUACUCCUUCUCAAUAUGUGGGAUUAGCUUCUGGGGCUGCUGGUCUUAUAUUCACUGCUACAUUGACUUCAGUUUCGGUAGAGGCAUUUGCAAUGCCAACAAUUCAAAUUACCCCAAGUGAUGGGAAUUCUGUAUCUUCUUAUUUAAAGUCAACGAGAAAUCCAACAGCUACCGUAUUCAAAAGUAUCGAAGGAAAAGAUUCAUCAGCCCCUUACAUUGCUACAUUCUCAGCGAGAGGUCCAAAUACAGUCACUCCAAACAUUCUUAAGCCUGACAUAGCAGCUCCAGGGGUUAAUAUUCUGGCUGCAUGGUCUUCGGUUUCACCUAUUUCUGGUGUUCGAGGAGAUACAAGAGUAUCGACUUUGAAUAUAAUAUCUGGAACUUCCAUGGCAUGCCCUCAUGUUUCUGGAGCAGCUGCUUACGUCAAAUCUAAUCAUCCCAACUGGUCUCCUGCUGCAAUAAAAUCCGCGUUGAUGACAACUGCUACCCCUAUGAAUCCUACAGUUGAUUUAGAUGCUGAAUUUGCUUACGGUGCGGGGCAAAUCAAUCCUUUGAAGGCAGCAAAUCCUGGACUAGUUUAUGAUGCUGGUGAAAACGAUUAUAUUAGUUUUCUGUGUGGACAAGGUUACAAUUCAUCAUCGCUGCAACUAAUUACAGGAGAUAAGAGCACUUGCACAUCAGCAAAUAAAGGAUCGGUUUUCGACCUUAAUCUCCCGUCUUUUACUCUAUCAACCCCUCGCUCAAGCCACAACAAUGUCACUUUUAAUAGAACUGUUACAAAUGUUGGAUCAGCUACAUCCAAAUAUAGGGCCACGAUAACUGCACAUCCAUCUUCUUUGAAGGUCGAAGUAGUGCCAAAUGUUUUGGCCUUCUCAUCGUUGGGUCAGAAGCUGUCUUUUACCCUUAAGAUUGAAGGAAGCAUUAAUGCAGAUUUGGUUUCUUUUUCUAUGAUUUGGGACGAUGGCACUUUUAAGGCAAGGAGCCCUGUUGUUGUUUAUGCUCCAUAA
This is a messenger RNA of Vigna umbellata (rice bean), 2013 nucleotides long. Lineage: Eukaryota; Viridiplantae; Streptophyta; Magnoliopsida; Fabales; Fabaceae. The record is from RefSeq and is a predicted model, not a curated record.